AUGACACCAAUCUAUCAGCAAUUCCUGGCUUUGCAAUUUACAGUCGAGGAGAUCAAUGAAAAUCCCCAGAUUUUACCCAACCACACCCUGGGCUUCCACAUCUAUAACAGUUACUUUACUGCCACAUGGACCUAUCGUGCCACAUUAGAACUGUUCUCGACCAAGGAGAGAUUCAUCCCUAACUACACGUGUGACCUUCAGAAAAGACCAACAGCUGCCAUUGGCGGACCAAGUUCUGCAGUUGGAGCCCACAUGAACACCAUCCUUUCUCUCUACAAGAUGCCACAGUUCAUCUAUGGCUCAACUCCAGAGAAAAAUGAAAAAGCACAGGCUGUUUCAUACCAACAGAUGUCCCCAAAUGCAGACCAUCAAUACAAUGGGAUUCUCCAAUUGAUGCUCCACUUCCAGUGGACUUGGAUUGGGAUGGUGUAUUCAAAUAGUGAGAAUGGUGAAAGGUUUGUUCAAGACGUGGUCCCCAUGUUUUCCCUGAGUGGCAUCUGCUUUGCCUUCAUUGAAGCUUUGCCAGCAAUUACUUAUUCUAAUAAUAUUUUGUCUUCUGUGGAAGCUGGGAUUGAAACAUUCAAGGUUUCAAUAAGGAGCACUGCUAAUGUAGUGCUAAUCCAUGGUGAAGCUGAAUAUAUGAUUAUUUUGAGGAUAAUUCCCACCAUAUCCCAAGUGGAGGAUAUACCGCUAAUAGCAAAAGUUAAAGUCUGGGUGCUGACAGCUGAGUUGCAUUUCACAUCACUUCCCUUUCAAAGGAAUGAAGACAUAGACUUCCUCCAUGGUGCUCUAUCCUUUGCAAUUCACUCAACGGAGGUGUUGGGAUUCCAGGAAUUUCUUCAGAUGAGAAAGCCUCACAUGACAAAAGAAGAUGUUAUUAUGAAGCUCUUCUGGAAAAAUGCAUUUGAAUGUUCAUUCCCCAACUCCAUGAUGGAGGAGAAAGAUGCAGUCAUGUGUACUGGGGAAGAAAAACUGGAAAGUCUGCCUUCAUCUGUAUUUGAAAUGGACAUGACUAGCCCCAGCUACAGUGUCUACAAUGCAGUCCUUGUGGUGGCACAUGCCUUGCAUGACAUGCAGGCAUCCAUCUUCAGGUAUCGAGCAGGACACCAUGAAGCCAAACUAAACCUUAUGAAACAACAGCUAUGGAAGCUCAACCGCUUUGUACGAAGGGUAUCUUUCAAUAACAGUGCAGGGGAAAAAGUUUCCUUCAAUCAGAAUGGAGAGUUAGAGGUUGGAUUUGACAUUAUGAACUGGAUUGUCUUUCCAAAUCAGUCUUUUCUGAGACUCAGAAUUGGAGGGAUAAAUAGCAUGGAGUCCCAAGAAGUGAUGUUCUCUCCUUCUGAAGAAUCUAUUGCAUGGCCUAGGAGGUUUAACCAGGCCCAGCCACUUUCUCUGUGUAAUAGCAAGUGCCAUUCAGGAUACACUAAGAAAAAAGUAGAAUCAAAGCCCUUUUGCUGCUAUGAUUGUCUUCGAUGUCCUGAUGGGAAGAUUGCUAACCAGGAAGCUGCAGUCCUCUGGAUUUUUAUUACACAUCAGGAUACUCCUCUAGUUAAAGCCAAUAACCGAAACCUGACCUACACGCUCCUUGUUGCUCUCUUGCUGUCUUUCCUCUGUGCUUUGCUCUUCAUUGGCCAGCCAUCCAAGGUGACCUGUGUCCUCCGUCAAACCGCUUUUGGAGUUAUCUUCUCAGUGGCCAUUUCUUGUGUUUUAGCCAAAACUCUCAUUGUGGUUCUGGCUUUUAUGGCCACCAAGCCUGGGACCAAGGUCACCAAAUGGGUGGGGAAAAGACUUGCCAUGUCGGUAGUAUUUGGCUGCUCCUUUGUUCAAGCUGUGAUAUGCACUGUGUGGCUGACAACCUCUCCCCCAUUCCCAGAUGCUGACUUGACUUCAGUGGCAGAAGAAAUAGUUCUGGAAUGUAACGAAGGUUCCAACUACAUGUUCUACUGUGCCCUGGGCUACAUGGGCUUCCUUGCCUUGGUUAGCUUCACAGUCGCCUUCCUAGCAAGGAAAUUGCCUGGUGCUUUCAAUGAAGCCAAGUUUAUCACCUUCAGCAUGUUGGUCUUCUGCAGCGUUUGGUUGUCCUUUGUUCCAACAUACCUGAGCACAAAAGGAAAAUAUAUGGUGGCUGUGGAGAUCUUCUCUAUCAUAGCCUCCAGUGUUGGGAUACUAAUUUGCAUCUUCUUCCCCAAAUGUUUUAUCAUUAUAUGGAGAUCUGAUCUAAACAAGAAAGAAAACCUACGGAUAAAAAACAGUAUAAGAAUAUAA
Molecule: messenger RNA, 2265 nt
Organism: Candoia aspera
Lineage: Eukaryota; Metazoa; Chordata; Lepidosauria; Squamata; Candoiidae
Product: vomeronasal type-2 receptor 26-like
Exons: 5
Coding region: 1-2265 (754 amino acids)
Biological process (GO): G protein-coupled receptor signaling pathway
Cellular component (GO): plasma membrane
Molecular function (GO): G protein-coupled receptor activity
Source: RefSeq, a predicted model, not a curated record